UCUCUAUUUCUCACAUUCAAAUCACUAACGAUGGCUCGUCAAGACGUUAUCUUCCUCUCGGUCCUCAUCACCACAAUCGCCAUCAUUGUAUCCGCAGAAAAAUGCCAAUACCUAAUAUAUGUCCAAACCGGAACGAGAAAAAACUCCGGCACAGAUUCGAACAUAGGGGUUAUAUUGGCCGACAAAGACGUGUACAUCGAAAUUAAAGACCUAGUGAGUUGGGGUGGGACUACGCCAGGUCUAGACUAUUUCGAGAACGGUGAUCUGGAUACUUUCAAUGGGACGGAGCGGUGUCUUCCCAACCCAGUAUGUUUUAUGAAACUAUUCUCUGACGGCUCCGGCAACAAGCCCGGCUGGUAUGUUCAGUACGUGAAUGUAACAACGAGCAAGAUUGGAACUUGGAACACUCAUCAGUUCACUGUGGAGCAAUGGCUUGCCCUCAGUGAGGAACCGUAUCAGCUAUCUACUGAACGAGACGACUGCCAUUCUGUGAUUUCUUGAAUCA
Raphanus sativus (radish) is the source of this 505-nucleotide messenger RNA. Its product is annotated as PLAT domain-containing protein 2-like. NCBI's taxonomy places the organism in Eukaryota, Viridiplantae, Streptophyta, Magnoliopsida, Brassicales, Brassicaceae. Bases 31 to 501 code for a protein of 156 amino acids. The transcript has 2 exons. Gene Ontology annotation, molecular function: protein binding. The record is from RefSeq and is a predicted model, not a curated record.